This is a messenger RNA of Cyanistes caeruleus (blue tit), 710 nucleotides long. Lineage: Eukaryota; Metazoa; Chordata; Aves; Passeriformes; Paridae. The record is from RefSeq and is a predicted model, not a curated record.
UAUCAGGAAUGGGCAAGAUAUGGAGUGUUUUACAAGUUUCAGCCUAUUGAUCUCAUAAGGAAGUAUUUUGGAGAAAAGAUAGGACUUUAUUUUGCAUGGCUGGGUUUAUACACGGAAUUCCUCAUUCCCUCUUCAGUAGUUGGGAUUAUUGUAUUUCUAUAUGGAUGUAUAACCAUUGAAAGUGACAUUCCUAGCAAAGAGAUGUGUGACCAACGCAAUGCCUUCACCAUGUGCCCCCUGUGUGACAAGUUCUGUGAUUACUGGAACCUCAGCUCUGCCUGUGCCACUGCUCGAGCAAGUCACUUGUUUGACAACCCUGCCACAGUUUUUUUCUCCAUCUUUAUGGCUCUCUGGGCUACCAUGUUCCUUGAACAAUGGAAGCGUUUGCAGAUGAGAUUGAGUUACUUCUGGGAUCUAACAGGACUGGAAGAAGAAGAAGAGCAUCCCAGGCCAGAGUAUGAAACCAAACUGCUGCAGAAAAAGCUGAAAAAUAAAAACAUCACAACAGAAAAUUCAAAUGAGUAGUGCCAUCCUCAAUGGAAUUACACAGAGUCAGGAAAUGAAAACUGGUGUUGUGCCUGAAAACAUGCAGAUGGGGCUAGAGCCAACUCUCACUGGAGCUGAUGGAAAGCCUUCCAGUUAUUUCUGUGAGAGAUGCAUCAGGCCCUGACUCCUUUUCAUUAAACGUCCAGCUGAUCUGGCAAACAUGA